Messenger RNA from Schistosoma bovis, 9700 nucleotides. NCBI's taxonomy places the organism in Eukaryota, Metazoa, Platyhelminthes, Trematoda, Strigeidida, Schistosomatidae. The record is from the annotation of a GenBank genome assembly.
GAGAUAUGUUAGGUGGUUUGUAGCAGAUAGAUGACUCACCCCUUAUACAUACGAAGCAUAUAUAUAUACACACACAUAUCGUUAAACUUUUCCUCUACCCUCUUGCCAUUACCAGACCAACGGAAUACAACCGAUUCAUGAUGAAAAAAAUUUAUCCAACUAAAUAAAGGUUAAAUUGUCUAGCUCCCUAUUCUUUAUUCUUUCCCCAAUCAUCGAUAGUCACGCGCAUUAGCACACGUACACAAUCCACAUACUAAUCGUAGUCAUAAUGUCUAUGUUAGGCUCUCUAAAUCAGAUCAUAUUUAUCUACUGUUUUCAGGAAUUUAGGCAUAUGCCGUGUAGAUGGAAGUAACGCUCUAACCAGUGUCAACUGAUAGUCACAACUGUUCAGCAAAUAGAAAACGGGUCAGUUGACCAUAAGAAAGUGGUAUAUAAAUUAGGUGAUCAACCCCCACCUUUGGCUACUGAAGAAGUAGAACAAGUAAUUGCCAGUCAAGAUUGUGACAAAAGUGAUAUCGUGUUAGUAGAGUCAGAUGAGUUCUUUGAAGAAGAUCACGCUGAUUGCUCUUCGAAAGAACAAGAAUUUGAGUUGGAUCAAGUUACUUGUGAUCAACAAUUGAAUAUUUCUGUUGACGAAGGAGCCUUAGUAUUCGACAACGACCUUCCAUCACCUCCGAUUUCAGUUUAUGAAGAGUUACAUAAAGAGAAUACUGGAGAAUUACCAGCAUUUCCUUUGACACCUUCAGUAAUUCCAGAAAAUUGUAUCAAAUCUGAAUUAUUGUCAAAUCACCAACCACAAGCGAUACCUGAAUAUCGUACAGAUACUAAAAUUGGACAAAUUGUAGGUGAAACUCUAGAUAAAAUAAGUGAUAAUUACUUAGUUGAACCAAUUAAUUUUUCUUCAGAUUCCAUCCCAUCUACAAAAAACUUUACAGAGGAAGACGCUGAAAAUUCACUACAAGAGCCUACUGGAGAACAACUGAAUAGUCAAUCCGUUGACUACUUAGAAAAAAGUAUUGAUAUAGAGGUUCGAGUUGACGAACAGAACGACCUCACUAGUACAUGCGAACUGAAAGACAAAACAAACAUUGAAGAAAAAUCAACAGAAUUGCUUGACUUUGAGGAAGAAUCAAUCAGUUUAUUGAAUCCUGAAAACGAAGCAACCGAAUCAUCUUACGUAGAAAAAGAAUUUCCUACAUUAUCUACCAGUGAGAAACAAGUUAAUAAAUCGUCUGAUCUUGACGAAGAAAUAACUAAUCCGGUUUGCAUCGAGGAAGCAAUAAACGAUCCUGGUAAAUCAGAAAAUCCUCAGACUUUUCUACCAUACAGAAAUAAAUCAUCUGUUGAAAUUUCGAAUUCCUUAUCGUCUACUGAAUUUUGUCCAGAAGAAGAAGUAGUAGUAGUGGACGAGCACAGUAGAAAUAGUAGUUCUACAAUUGGCGCUGAACUACUAGACGAAACACAUUCUAGCGCUUUGUUCGUAAAGUCUGUAACAUCGUCAGUACUAACCGAUUCACCAAAUCACUUGACAGGUACUAAUUAUCGAAACUCAUUUGCAUCUAGUGAAGUUGUACCAUCGAAACAUACUUUAUCAAUUGAUUCUCUAAGUGAAUCUGUGAAUAAUACUACAAAUACUAGUAACAAUAACGAUAAUUUAAAAGAAUUAACACUAAACACUUUAAAUUGUGAUACAUCAAUGAGUACUACAGUUGGUGUAUCUGAUAUUACGGCUGAUCAAUCGGAACUCAAUCGGGAAUCAUACAUUUCAUAUCCAUCGUAUGACAUUGACAAUACCCCAGCUCAAAGUUCUUUUGGACAUUUAAAUCAUAUGAAUCAUGGUGAAUAUCAAAACAGAUUAAAUGGUGGAGAAGAUGAAUAUUUACCAGGUGAUAUUAAAGAAAACAUUAGUGGAAAUAAUAAUAGUAAUGAAGAUAUUCCCAUGAACGAUGAUCGAUCAGAGUAUACUAAUAUGAAAACCGAAGAAAGUUAUCACGAUUCUACGUGUCCAUCGCAUUCAGAACAAGAAUUGGAUCAAGACAUUUUGAAAAAUGAACAUGGCAAAAAUGAACUGGUUGCUGAACAAAAUAUGGAAUGUUUAAAUAUUCAAAAUGUUGAAAAUCAACAAAAAUUAUCGUUUAAUCAAAUCAAAGAAGAUUUAGAGAAAAAGAACGUGAUUGGUUCCCUUCAACCACUACGACCUGAACAAUAUAUUAUGCAUCAUCAAGCUGGUUUGAUUAAACAACAAGAGACGUUAAUUUUAAAUCCACAAACUGGCGAUGUAUUAAGUGAUCAAUAUUCAUCACAUCAUCAAACAAAUACAAUAACAACAGGUGGCACACAUCACUUUGCUAGAAAUAUAGCAUCGAAUAAUUCUGUAGUAGUUCCUACAGGCGGAAAUGUUAGUGGUCCUCCAGUUGGAUCUGGAACAGUAGCAGGUCAACAGAAAGGUUCUACUAUUUAUCCUAAAACUGGUCAAAAUCCUAUUGAUGGAGGAACAAAUGGAGGUGUUGGUGCUAACAGCAGUGGAAAUGCUGGUGGUGGCCCUGGAAAAAGUGGAGCUUUAGUUGGUGGUGGUUUGGAUAGAUCUCGACAAGUAUAUAAUAUGUUUGAAUGUCAAAUGUCACAACUUACAGUAUUUUUGGAUCGUGCACUUAUAUGUAGACGUAUCAGACCACGUUUCAAUGCAUCGGACAUUACAGAAGUUGUUUUUGAGCAUUUAUCACCAGCUAUUGAUAAAGAUUCUAUUCGUGUGGAAAUUCGUGGAGCUGCAACUAUUCUAGAUGUGAGCUUUUCAGCAAAAUCAUUAUCUGGUGAAGAAGAUACUUGGUCACAAUGUGUUAAUGAGCUAUUGGUUGAAUUACGCCAAUGUCGUCGCCGUGCAGAUAAUCUAGUCAAUAGAAUUAUCCGUACAGAAAAACAACGUUGUGUUCUUGAAACAUUUGCUGAUAGUUUGUCACGUCGUGAAGAUGAGAUUCUGUUGGGCGGUAAUCAUCACGGUCAUGUGACAUUGAAUAAUUUACCAAAUCAUACAGGUGUUGCAGAUCAAGUAAAUAAUAUCCCGUCACAAGGAGCAACAUUAUCGGGAGGAACAACACCAGCAAAUGCUCAAAUGGCCUCAACGACUGCGGAACAUAAAUGUAUAAAUGAUAUCAUUAAUCCUUAUGAUCCAAGAAAUGUGGAAACGUUGCAUAAAUUUCUUGAAAUUUACAAAGAUGAAGCUGAACGAUUUGAUACAGUUUUAAUGGAUACUACUGAAGAAUUGGAACAAGUUCGUACACGAAUUGAGACAUUGGAAAAAGAAGUUCGUGAUAUAGAAUUAAAGCAAGAUGAACAUUUAGCCAGAGAAUUAAGUGUACUUGUUGAACCAAGAGAAACAGGUCAAGUUGAAAUGCUUGUUUCUUAUGUGGUAAAUCGUUGUGGAUGGAAACCAGCUUAUGAUAUUCGUAUUUUUAACAAUGAUGGAACAAUGAAAAUAGUUUAUUAUGGUAUGGUUCAACAAGCUACUGGUGAAGAUUGGGAAACGCGCUAUAUGACUUUAUCGACUGCACAACCCGGUAUAGGUGGUACAGUUCCACAUUUAGGCGUACAACGAGUACAUUUUCGUAGAGAUCAUUCUCCAGCAAUCCCUAUAUCACGCAGUGCUAUAUCAUCCACAAGUGUAACAACAGGCUACAAUUCCAGUGGAAUAACAUCAACAACAACAUUACCAGCAUCAACAGGACACCAAAUCUCUGGUGCAUCUGCUACAGGAAAAAAUACUCGAUCAUGCACUAAACUAGGUGCAUUUAAACGAUCUAAUCGAACACCAGGAACAAAUUUAAAUGAAAGCGAUCGUGGUGGAUCUAUGGAUAAUGAGCGUGAUGGUAUCACACCAUCUGGAACACUGCAACGUGGUGGUAGUAUUGAAAGUACUUAUGCAACUGGAUUACGUUCCUCUAGCACUAGACCUAUCAGUAGACGUACAUUAGGAUCAAGUAUGUUGUUCAACUCCGUCACUUCUCAGAGUCCUUUGUUAUCAAAUCGAAUUUCUACUUUAAUGAAUUCACAACCUGCACUAUUGCCUACAUCACAACAAUCUGCACCGCCUGUUGGAACAGUUGCAACGAUACAACUGGAGGUCCCACGACCCCCGGCAAUAAUUCGGUGUGAUAACGAACCUAAUCGUGUCACUGUCGGGUUGUUAGAUUUACAACCGCGUUAUGAAUACGUAACUGUGCCGAAGCGUUCUUUGUAUGCUUAUUUGAAAGCGACAGCCGUGAACAAUACGGAAUUUUCUAUCUUGGCUGGUCCAACUAACAUAUAUGCUGAUAAUACUUUUAUUGGAAAAUCUGAAAUACGUGCUGUCGCUCCAGGCGAAGAGUUUAAUUGUCACUUAGGCGCUGAGAAUGGUAUAAAAAUACUGUAUCGCCCAUUAUUCAAAUAUCGUGAAGGUACCGGUUCGAGUGGAAAAAAUGCUACAAUGACAUUUAAACAAUUAAUUGAAGUACGUAAUACAUUUGAUCGUCGUGUACGUCUAAUGGUUGUUGAUCAAGUUCCAGUCAGUGCAGAGGAUAAAAUUAAAGUUAGCCUUUUAGAGCCAACAAUUAAACAUCCAGAAAAAUAUGAUAAAAAUAGACCAAUCAGAAUGAAUAAAUUCAAUAAUGUUGAAUGGGACUUGGAUCUAGGUCCAGGUGAGUUAAAUUUUUAAAUAAUGUCAUUGUAAACUUGGGAAUUUCUAAUAACUUGAUUGAAAUUCAGAUUAGAAGAUUUCUUCAAUUAAUCUCUAAUUUACAAUAUAUACUUUACUUCAUGGAAUUCUAAUCCCUUAAUCAAAGGGUUGGUUCAAUUAUCGAUAAACUAUUAAAAAUCACAUAGUUACAUAAUACAAUAUGGCUUUCAGAAAUCGUGAGUAGAUAAGGUUAACAGCUGAUUUCAACGUAGCGAGUUAUGAACCAGUUUAUAAUUGAUUGACCAUUGAAUAGUAAACAAUGUAUUUUUUGUAGUCCUUUGGCGUUGAUUGAAUUCUGUUGAUCAAGUUCUAAUUGAGCCACUAUUCUAAGUGACUCGAAAUUGUGUACACUAUAUUUUAAUGUUGUGCAUAUGAAUGCAGAUGGUUGGAAGCUGAAUGAAAUUGAUUCAAACUUCACAGAGAAUAUUAAUUCCCCCAAAAAGUGCUGAUACGCCUUCCUGACUAGUGACAAUUAUCGUGAAAUAUAUUUCCAAAAUUUCGUACCAAUUUACCUUCAAUCAUCUAACUUAUGAACUAGUGUUUAUAAAUGAUCUUCUUUGCCCAAAUGAUUUUGUAAAGAUAUUUUGUAUAACUUGAGGGUAAUUUUCUUCACGAAUUGACGUUAGUUGUGAGAAUAAUAAUAAGCUUCAUAAGGUUCCGAAAUGGAAGUUGUGGACUAAAACAAAUUGAGAGUAAGUCAUUGGUAACACUGGAAAAAGAUCAUUCCGUAUCAUAAAUUGAUUGAAUCUGAGACCAUGAACGAUUGGAUUUCAACUCAGAGUUUUUAUAUUAGACUUUCUUUAAAGAUGUCAGUGAUUACUGGUGAGGAGUUUCAAAAAUGGAUGUAACAUCUGUCCACUGUUGUUUAGUUCCAGUAAUUGUACAGCUAAAGUCAAAUCGUUGUAAAUACCAUAUUCAAAAUAAUCUUUUAUAUUUUCCGUUCAACCAAUACAAAGAUAAUUUACGAUUAUUAAUAAUUUAAGCUCAUUUAAAUUCACUUCUCUCUAUGCAAUGGUUUUAUUAAAUCAUAUUCAAAUUUAUUAAGCAACAUAACCUGAAUAAUCAUAUCCACUCUAGAUGCGUGCUCAAACGUCUAUUAUAUGUAAUAAUUAUAGAGCUAUUUUACUAGUUGUAUGGCUGAUGUACUCAGUUUUGAAACACAUUUCUGUGUAAGCUAGUGAUAUCACAUGAACUUGCUAACCUGAAUUAGAUCGGACGUGAUUUGAACUUUCAAUAUAUUAGUUAAAUGCUAAAUAUUUUAACCAUUAAGUCACCAAAGGUGCUUUUGUUUUACAUAAUAAUCAGUAAUUGAGAUAAAUUGUAAUGAAAAUGUAUUUGAAAUAUGAAUACUAUAAAUGUUGUGUGAACAUUUUGAUGGUUAAUCUUUUAAACUAACUUACACUGUUGAGUUUUCAACUGUUGUCUCUUUCUGUAAUAUUUUCCUGAAUAGAACGUUAUAGAUAUUAACUUAUCCAUCAUAAAACUAAUGAACUAUGUAUUUUGAUCAUUAAUAUCAAUUAUAGAUCACCAGUGAAGAAAUGUUGUAACUAUCCCCAAGUAUGCUUCAUAUAUAUAUAUAUAUUCAAAUGCGGAUGUCAGAGAUGCAUACAUUACAGUGAUAUAAGUAAUGGGUGUAGACGGGCGCAGUUUCUAUUAUUCUUUACACGUGAUUAUAGAAAAAGCAGACAAGUCCAUACAUCCCGUAAAUACAUACAUACAUAGAAGUUUCCACUCGCGAGUGUACGACACAUGCACAUAUAGAAUACAUAAGCCUAGGUUUAUGCACUCCAUAGUAUACACAUAGGUAUAGAUACGGACGCUCCAGGCCCCUAGGCCCAGCAGCAUUUUCACUGAGUAAAUAUCGAGUAUUCAAAUCAGUAUGUAAAUGAUUCGUCAUAAACGAUGUGCCCACUGAACGCUCUUACCACAAUUCUAUUUAGUGUCGACUAGUGUGCACUGAUUACGGCACAGAUUAUGGACUACUCUUUGGCCCUGCCCUACCAGACCUUGUAGGCCCUUCCAGACUAGUCUUUUCAGACACAAAGAGAAAGCGUUUCUCCAAUGCCACAAUCGCACUCCCGAUUCAUGUCGACUUCUCUUCUCAUGUAAUCAAAAUUAACACAGUGGGUGAUUAUCCCGAUUUCCCUCUGACUGCGGAUUGGUUGGUCGGUUCGAUCUCCACCGCGCCGCUUGCGUUAGUUCAUGUUGAAAGAGAUCAUCCACUAUCCAUUGAGCACUACGUGGAAUCGCAAGUCGGACUUUGUCCCCCAAUAGUAUGGUGCAUUGUAAUGAAUGUUGGAUAUUUGAAAACACUGCCCAUGAAUCAAUGAAUUUCAAUCUAUCCCAUUCUUUAAUUGACAUGGUUAACAUGGUUUUAUGAUUUUCAGCCUUUUAUAUCCUCAAUAAAUUAUAGAUUCUGAUUAAAACAAGUUUUCCUCAUACCAAUCAAAUCAAAGAACUUCAAGUUAACCAUUAAUACAAAUGACCGUCAGAAAUUAAUUGACCUACUCAGUUCAAUGAUAAAAGCGUAAUUAAAGAUCAGAAAUUUUUGUGAAGUGAAACGAAAUUAAUUGUAUUCAUGAAUGGGGUAAGAAAGGGAUAAAUAAAUAAAUAAAUAGAGGGUUUGACGCAAUUAUUUCUUGGGAUUUUUACAAUAUUUUACUGCAACAUAUACUCUUUUUCCUUUGCCUAGGUGAAAUUCGUGAAUUAACACUGAAAUAUUCAGUGGAGCAUCCAAUCAAUGAAGAUUUAGACGUUUCUGUUUCUGAAAACUAAAAAAAUAGCUACAAACUGGAGCAUAUUCAAUUGUUACAAUAUACAUUUGGGUUUUCAUUGUAGAAGGGGAAAGGGAAUCUGGGAUUUUAUCAGACGUAUUCCUUUCUGAUUUUUCUCAUUUUAUUAUUAUUAUUAUAAUCAUUGAUCAUUGGUAAUUAAAAUAUUGAUAAUAAUAAUUACUAUUAUUAUUACCAUUAUUACUACUAUUAUUAGCAUUAUUAUUGCUUAACAGUUUAUUUCAAUUUCUUUUCGGUGCUUUUUCGCAUUAUUUCUAUUGAAAUAGCUUAUGCUUCAAUAAUUUUGUUGUUGUUGUUUUUGUUGUUAUUUGAUACUAAGGGAUCCAGUUCGAUUGACACUAUUCAUUUCGAAUACCCACUUCUACAUUAUACUAAAAACAAAAUAAUAAUAAUAAUAAUAAUAACUCAUUUUUAAUACCCGAAUGAUAUCAGCACAUACAUAUACUAAUUAUUAUACAAAUAAAUUGGAAUGGAACUAGUCUAAAAUUGCACAACAAUAAACACAAUAACCAUGAUAGCAACUAAAUGGUAAAUUAUUGAUUUCUAAAAAGAGAAAUUAUCGUCGGUGUAUUCAUUUAAUAAAUUCUCUCUGUUUCAAUAUGGUUAUUAAUUUUUUUGAAUGUUCAAUUUUGUUCUGUUGUUUUACGCAUAGUACUAACAUAUUUUAUUUUAUUUUAUAUUCUUAUAUAUAAAAAUUAAAUCUAAAUUUUACCGCUUGUUAUUUGUAUUGCUUUAAAGGGUAAUUAUUGUUAUUAUUAUUAUUAUUAUUAUUAUUAUUAUUAUUACUGACGUCAUUACUAUCUACUAUUGUCUGCCCUACAAUUGUUGUGGCACUGUUUAUAUACAGUGAAUUAAUUAAUCUACAAUCUCUGAUGUAAUAUUAUGUCAUCACAACUACUUAAAACAAUCUUUCUAUGCCCUAGACCUACCCGUGUACACUGUACGCUAGAGGUAAGUUUAUCAAAAAACAGUGACACGGACACUUAAAUCUAAGUAAUCUAAUAUCAACAAAAUAAUAGAUUACAGCUUUAUAUGUUGAGUAUUGAUUUCGUGGGACUACUCUAUUUGUUAUUUAUUUCAUUCAUUGACUUUGAGUGUAUAAGAGUGUGUGUGUGUCGGUAAAUAAAGGCAUUGGAAUAAGGAUUAGAGCUCCGUCAAUUUUGUUAAUGUCAUGGUUUAUGUUAAUUAUCCAUUCGUCAUGAAGUUGUCUUUUUUCAAGGUUACGGACGUAUUUUACUUUUCUGAUCAUUAUGAAUAUUACUACUGUUAUUAUUAUUAUUAUUAUUGGUAUUAAAAUAUUUAAUAUUAUUAUUAUGAGCUGCUUUGAAGACACUUAAUAAACUAAUCAAUUUGCCUGAUAACUUUCAAUCUGUUGUUGAUUUCUUUGAAAGGUUAGGUAAGCCAAUUAGAAGACGAGUUUAUCAGAACCAUAUAACGAAUCAAAUAGCGUGAUAUAUUUCGAACAGCAAUUCGAUCAUGCAUAAACUUGUCCAUAAAACAUCAUUGAAAAAUAUAAACGUCAGACUACAUAAAUUGGGAAAUAAGUAAAAACAAAGGUAAUUGAUAAAAGUAAUGUAAGCCACAUCACUCUGAAUAGUAAAUUAAUAUUAGCAGAGCAUGUUUGAUGUUCGUAUAAAUAGUUUUUGAACAUUCAUUGAACUGGUUGGCUGGAGAUUUUCAUGUUGUUUAGGUUUCAACAAACCUCAGUAUUCGUUCUAAACAAUUUUAACUGAAAACCCUGGAAGCCAAGUUAAGAACAUCCUUAUAACCAGUUUCAAAUGUGUUUGGAAAUGGACGAAUGUAGGUAUUUUUCAUCGGUUUGUAGAUCAUUUACAUUAUUCGUAUUAAAAACCAUUUUGGUACAUUUUCAGCCACCUAAAGUUGGAAGUCACAAUUUAUUCUACAUAUAUAUGAUUCCUUGAAUUUUGAUCUUAAAAUAUUUCUGGUUUUAGAAACUUAAUCUAUUUUGAAAGAUCGUCAAAUUUUCACUAUAUGUAAAUAUCAAGCACUUGAUAUUUCCCCGAGUUAAACCAAGGUUGAAGUCAGAUAAGAACAGCAAUGGCCUUCUAGUUAUAAUUUAAACAAAAAAUCUGCUGAACAUGUACGUCAGUCUCGUUAAUCAAAUAGUUUUCAGACUGUCCUUCAGGGUAGCAAAAAUCGUUUUGUUAUGCCGAAAAAAAACGCUGAUCACUUAUACUCG